Cataglyphis hispanica is the source of this 2059-nucleotide messenger RNA. RefSeq names its product CUE domain-containing protein 2. NCBI's taxonomy places the organism in Eukaryota, Metazoa, Arthropoda, Insecta, Hymenoptera, Formicidae. The coding region runs from base 144 to 1007 and encodes 287 amino acids. The transcript has 5 exons. The record is from RefSeq and is a predicted model, not a curated record.
ACGUGUCCACCCCCUUCCUCGUCAACUGUCAAAUCGACAAGCGUUGUUUGUAUACGAAUUUUAUCUCGCGGUUUAGCGUCGUUCGCGCGAGAGGACUCCCGAUCGAGAUCGAGUCCUGGUUUAGGAUCUGGUUAAGGAUCAGGAUGAAUCGUACGAUGGAUGAAAAGGAGGAAUUAGUGAAGAAGGCCUUAUUUAAUUUCGUUAGGAAACAGGUGCCCACUGCUCAAUUGAGCUUGAUAGAUGACAUUGUAUUAAGUUAUGUAGUGAGUAUGGUAGAAGAAAGUGCAUUGGAGGAAAAUUUAGAUGUAGACGGACUGUGCGAGAUGGUAUCCGCUUGCCUUCCCGAGUUUUCCACUAUCGAGAAAGAGGCUGUAUCAAAAUGGUUGCUGGAUGUGGAAAGUAAAUUGAAACAAGAAAGUAAAGAUAAUGAAAAUUGUCAAUCUCACAGCGAUCCAUUGAAUCACAUCAGCCUCUCCGCUCUUUUGCCAGCUGGUACGCAAAGAAUGCGUAUUCAUCAUCUGUCAGAAACGAGCGAUGCUGGCAGCGAUUCUAGCGGAGAAUAUUUUUCGGAGGAAUCCUCUUGGCACCAGGUGGCUUUAUUACAAGAGAUGUUUCCGGCGGCGAGCACCGCUGAAGCGAGGCAUUGUUUGGCGGUUGCCGGAGGUGAUAUAGCAAAGGCCGCGCAACUCGCGUUACAUCGUCAAGAAGCAGGUCAAAGUAUCGUGAGCAACCUCACGUUUCUCACGCCCAAUGGUCGUAAUAAAGCGAGAUUGAACGACGAAGAGCUGAAAUCUCGUAUCAUAGCACGAUAUAGUUACGUCGACAGGGAUGACGAUUGCCGUGAACAUCGUCCAGUAGCGCCAAAAACAGAGCCCAAAAAGCUGGUACGAUAUCUCGACAAUAAGAUCGUAAGUGUAAAGGGUGAACGUUAUACAGAAGUACGAAGGGGCGGCGAGGAUGAAGAUGGUAAUGAAGGUGGUAGAAAGAGAGGUCAUUGCCGUCCGUAACCAGUCCCUUUGCCUCCACCCCCCGAUCCACCCCCUUGGAGGCAUCUGAUUUUCGAUUGAAUUUUAGAUCUUUUCCAUCUUACUCAUGUAGGAAUAUAGACAAAAUAUCGAAUUUAAACAGGCGUAGCAUUUUUUUGACAUUUAAUUUCUAUGUCAUGCAGUCUAUGUAGCUCUUGGAAUCUCUCACAUGUUUCAACAUUAAUUUGUUGAUUAAUUUAUCGUUGUAUUAUAUGAUUAUAGUAGAGUAGUUUUUUACGCUAUUCGUUCGAGUUGAUUCGCGAUUAAUCAUUUAAUGAAUACCUAUAUUUUUCAUUUCUGAGUAUAAAUCAUAUUUUUUCGAUCGAGCGUGCAAUGGCCGUUAAAUAAAUAUUUAUAUCCAUAAUUGGACAUUAUAAUAUUAUAUAAUUAUAAAAAUGCAUUAAUUAUUGCUAUUAGUAUCAAAAACAUAAUUAUCAAACUUGCAAAAAAAAUAAUUUUAAUUUUAACAUAUAAUGUAUAUUGAUCCCGAUGAUUUUUUAUUUACACAGUUCUAGAUUUUUGCAGUUGAAUAUGUUUUUGAAUAAAGUAUUUAUUCGACUUGUUAUUUAUUUCAUGUGUAUAUAUAUACAUAUAUAUAUAUAUAUUAAGAUCCAGACGAUUGUAAAAGAGAUAUAUGCCUGAUUUAGAGAAUAAUUAUUUGUAAGUUGUUAUGUAAAAAACGAUUCUCAAGUACGCUUUAUUUUGUAUGUAAGCUGGCUAUUGUAAGCUCGGCACUUGACUCUUAAUAUCCAUUCCUCUUAUUCUACGCUGAUAGAAAUCAUGUUAUAUUUCUCAAGUUUAUUUAUUUUAUACAAAUGUAAGAGUAUUCUUCAAAUUAUACGAAGUUGUUCACCAGAAACAGUACAUGUGUAUAAUUUUCAUAAAUUUAUAGAUAUGAAAAAAAAAAAAUUGGUUGGCUUUAAGAAACAAAUAUGACGUAGAAAACAUUUUUUCCUUAAGAACAGUAUGUGAUCAAAAUCAUAGUACAUAAUCAAGAAAAAUUAUUGAAUCCAUCUCGAUAACGAUUAUUAAUA